Molecule: messenger RNA, 1434 nt
Organism: Hyaloperonospora brassicae
Lineage: Eukaryota; Oomycota; Peronosporomycetes; Peronosporales; Peronosporaceae
Source: the annotation of a GenBank genome assembly
AUGCGUCUCUACUAUUUUGCCCUCGCGGGCUCCACCGCGCUCCUGACACAGACCGCAAACUUCUCUCGUGUGCGCGGCACGACGAUGACGGAAGACACUCACGCGGCGAGCGUUCGCUCCCAUGCCAGCGACUACAAUGACGUCCCUAUCAACGGGCAGUUGGAGGCAUCCGGCAACGAGACCAACGAAGAGAGAGUGCCAACUCCAACGUUUCUGUCGACGGCCCUCGGAUUGGGUCGACAAAGGAUACCACCCCACAACGUGUUGGCGGUCGUCAAAAUGAAAAAGAACCAGGAAAAGGCAGCUUCCUACCUGACGAAGGUUGUCAAGGCCCGACAAAGGGCCCAUGGUCCUAAGUCGUCUGCCGCUAAACGAGCCCAAAAAAAAUAUUUCGAUCGUUUACGGGCGCUCGGGGAAGAGGGCUUUGGGCACCCGUCGGUGGUCGGCAUCAUUCGAAAUAGACUCGACAACAUCUACAGCGAACCGAUUGCCGUUGGAUCCGAUUUCGCGCAUGCCAAAGCUUUCGCGAAACAUCUGAGGGAAAAGAAAACUCCGCAGUUCGACGAUUUUCUCCAGACAAUCAACAAACGAGAUCCCGCAUGGCAUGAUAGCAUGAGCGGUGUUGCUUUUCUGGGCGAUAAGGCGCGGGCUGAAAAGCGUAUGUUCGACCUCUUUCAAACCUAUGUGCGAGAUACCCAGAAAAAAGCGCUGGCGAAUACUGCGGCGAAUCGGGGUGCGUGGCUGGACGAGAGAAUUUUGCCUAGCGAAGUCGCUAAGCGCCUUGACAUCACAGGCGGUGGCGACCCCCUUCACAACCCCUUUAUUUCUCCGAACUUUAAGGCGUUGAAGGAGUACAUUAAGGCUUACAACAAUCUAGAUGACAGGCUGGAGGUGACAAUGGAUAAUACGUUGAUAGGAGCGUACGGCGGCGUGGAGAACCUCGCACCGGUAUUAGCACUUUCGAAGCUCUACCCCAAUACUAACGGAGCUGCGUCACGCAUGCAACACAAUCUGCUGGACAGAUGGGCUCAUAACACUGUGACAUUUGAUACUGCUGCGGAGAAACUGGGGAUGAAAGCUUUGGGGAAACAUGCUUUCACGUACCAGUAUGCAGACACGUUGCUCGAAUACAUCGUGAUGCUUGAAAGAAUGGAUGCGACUGCGACAACAAAAAUCGCGGAUGGUCUGGUCAAGCACUACGGCGAAUCUGGUGCUGCAAUCUUCAUCACGCUGUUGCAGAAGCCGAAUGAUGACAUUUUCAAAAAAAUGUCAGACGAGAUGUUCAAGCGCUGGAGCCGCAGAAAUAUUGAGCCCGACAAUCUUACGGCCAAGAUCUUCAGCAACGUGGAUCCUCGUCUUAGAAGCGUAGCGGAUUCGUUCACAUCUCAGUAUCGCGAUUUUUACCGUACUGCACGCAGAUACGAGAUCAAUUAA